Molecule: messenger RNA, 3521 nt
Organism: Phragmites australis (common reed)
Lineage: Eukaryota; Viridiplantae; Streptophyta; Magnoliopsida; Poales; Poaceae
Product: nuclear poly(A) polymerase 4-like
Exons: 10
Coding region: 561-2699 (712 amino acids)
Cellular component (GO): nucleus
Molecular function (GO): poly(A) RNA polymerase activity; RNA binding
Source: RefSeq, a predicted model, not a curated record
CAUCAUGUCCCUCCACACGAUGAGCCUGGCCGGCCUCAUCCAAGCUACCAAACCCUCGACGCGCAGGCGCAGCAGCAGCCGGCGGAAUCCCCCUUCCCUCCCCUUCUGCCUCCGCCUUCUCCGCGAACACGCACGGAGCACACGGCAACCGCGCGCACGAAUCCAUCCCUCAUCGAUCCACUCCUCCACCUCCUCUUCCAUUCCUAGGGCUUCCUCAUCUUCAGCGGCCGGCGCCGCCCCGAGUAGCGCCGCCCUGCAUUUCUGGGAGGGAAUCCGCCUCGUCUGCAUCGCGGGGAGCUUCGCAGGCGAGAUUUGGCAGGCUGGUGUCUCUCUAGGAGGCGCUGGUUGGAUCAUUACCGCGUGAUUUCGCAACCGAGCGGCUGGUUUGAAUCCGGGGGGACGGGAUUGGUUGCGUGAGAGGAGAGUCUCGAUUCCGCGGCGGUUGAGGCGGCAAAUUGUGGAGAUUUUUGGGUUUUCGGCGCGGAUUGGUGGUCUCUAGGGGUUUGCUAGUUACUACCUGCUUGGAUUAGGUGGACUAGGGUUUGGGCGCGAGCGAGCCAAUGGCGGGGUCUCUCAGCGCCGGCAGGGCAGCGCCGCGGUCGUCCACGAGGCGGUACAGCGGCACCGACCCGCCACUGUCUCUGGCCGGGCCGACGGUGGCCGAUCUCCAGAGGACAGCCGAGUUGGAGAAGUUCUUGGUUGAAGCAGACCUUUACGAGGGGAAGGAGGAGUCUUUGAAGCGAGAGGAGGUUCUAUGCGAGAUUGGUUGGAUAGUCAAGGAAUGGGUGAAGAAGAUGGCUAGUAAAAAAGGAUAUGCUGAGCAAUUGGUUGAACAAGCAAAUGCAGUCCUUUUCACUUUUGGGUCUUACAGAUUGGGGGUUCAUGGGCCAGGGGCUGACAUUGAUACCCUUUGUGUUGGACCUUCAUACGUGAACCGAGAGGAGGAUUUCUUUGUCACACUACAUGGCAUAUUAGCAGAAAUGAAAGAAGUGACCGAGCUGCAACCUAUACCUGAAGCUCAUGUACCUGUUAUGAAAUUUAAGUAUCGUGGGAUAUCAAUUGACCUUCUCUAUGCCAGUCUCUCUCUUUCAGUAAUACCACCAGAUUUUGAUAUUUCUCAAGGAUCUGUGCUUUGUGAUGUUGAUGAAGCAACUAUUCGAAGUCUUAACGGGUGCAGAGUGGCAGACCAGAUUCUGCGGCUUGUUCCAAAUGCUGAGAGCUUCCGGACAACACUCAGAUGCUUGAAGCACUGGGCAAAGAGAAGGGGUGUUUAUUCUAAUAUUACCGGUUUCCUUGGGGGUGUCAACUGGGCUCUACUGGUAGCUCGUGUCUGCCAACUCUAUCCUAAUGCUGUGCCAAGUAUGCUGGUUUCUAGAUUCUUUAGAGUUUUUACCCAGUGGCAGUGGCCGAAUCCAGUGAUGCUUUGUGCCAUUGAGAAUGAUGAUCUUGGUUUUUCUGUAUGGGAUCCACGUAAAAAUCCUCGUGAUAGAAGCCAUCUUAUGCCCAUAAUCACACCAGCCUACCCAUGCAUGAACUCUAGUUACAAUGUUUCAACCAGCACGUUGAGGGUUAUCAUGGAGCAAUUUCGGUUUGGCAAUAGAAUGUGUCAGGAAAUUGAACUUAAUAAGGCCAAUUGGACUGCUUUGUUUGAGCCUUUCCAUUUUUUUGAGGCAUAUGGCAAAUUUCUAGUGGUUGACAUAGUUGCAGAGGAUGAUGAUGAUCUUCGGCUUUGGAAAGGGUGGGUUGAGUCUCGAUUGAGACAACUAACUUUGAAGAUUGAGCGGGAUACUAAAGGAAUUCUGCAAUGCCAUCCUUACCCAUGUGAGUAUGCAGAUCCUGCAAUACAGUGUGCACACUGUGCCUUCUACAUGGGUUUAUCAAGGAAAGAGGGGAUGAAAAUAUGUGGUCAAAAGUUUGAUAUCCGUGGAACAGUAGAUGAGUUUAUGCACGAAAUUGGCAUGUAUACAUUGUGGAAGACUGGAAUGGAUCUAGCUGUCACCCAUGUCUGCAGGAAGCAGAUCCCAUCGCAUGUAUUUGAGCAAGGAUACAAGAAACCUUGUCCUCCUUUGCAUGCAAACCAGCAAGAGCAGUCUGAUAAAAAUGAUGGUGAAGAUUGCACCAUGAGUGCAUAUCUGGAGGGCCAGCUUAAGAGGAAGUAUGAUUCCGAUGGAGAUGGCCAUGUAGAAUCGUGCAAAUCUGUUAAAAGGGCUUCAGUAAGUCCACCUUGCGAGGGAACCCCACCUCAGCAUGGAAAUAGUGUCAGUAAAAUCCUAUGUGACAGUCCGGUCAAAUUAGUUUCCAGUGUUCUUUGCAGUGGGACUCAGACUUCUCUGUUGCAUGAUGAUGUAAAUUUAGAACAAACACACUUAACUAGUUCACCACAUGGAUUAACUAGUUCACCACAUGGAUCUGAGGAUACCUCAGCAUCAGACACAAGCUGCGCAGCAGUGGGGGCAGUUGUUUUGGCUGAUGAAUCUAGCAAGCUUGGUAGCUUGAUGUUCAAUGUUGAAAUUGACACAAUUCAGACAAUGGCAGGUCACACAGCUUUAAAAUGUGUGGCUGAGAAGGAUGAAACAAAGCUUGAAGGAAUCAGAAGCUUGGCAAGCAGCGAUUGUGCUGAGUUUUCAGAGAGGGCAGAAGUUUUCACUGAAACGGUUCUUGCUGAGAAUGUACACUUAAGUGGGGAUGAAGUGAUUUGAAGUGGCAUUUCAGAUAGAGGUUUUGCUUCCUAUACAUGCUUCCUGUCCAAUUAAGAUUCUAUUUUGAUAUGAUCCGAAGUUCUGAACUCUAUGCUUGCUCUUUUAUUUCUCUUUUUUUUUGGUCUACAACAUCGAUGAAAAAUGUGAUUGAAUUGGUUCAAAAGGUGAUGCAGGUGUGAAAUCGGAUGAUGGCGCUAGAGAGGCCAGAAAGCAUAGCUGAGGCAUGUCUAGUAUCAGAAUCCUUCUGCCUUAAGCAUCUAAAACGCUCUAUUAUUAUUCAUACUGUGCUUUGGUGCCUGUUUCUUUAUGAAAGGACUAAUAUGCCGUUGUCUACAAGUGGAGGACCGUAUGAAGGGACAAUGGCUGGUGGCUGCUGGAUGGAGUUAAGAGUUUCACACAUGUGGUCCGUAAGUUGGCUUUGUUCACGAGGAUUGCUUUUGCUCGCUCUGAUGAAGCUGGUGUAAAUCUUACAGCGGCUGUAUAGUGGAAAAGUAAUCCCUUAAUUGCUUUUGAGAGGGAUAAUGAUGAGAUCCACAUCUGAGAACCAUGGUGGUCAUGCAUGUGCAUCUCACGCAACAAAUUACCAAGCUUCUAGUUUAGGCAAGGUAGGGGGAUUGUGAUUGUGCUUGUAGGUGAAACUGGGUAGGCCUUGCUGCUGUAUGCAUAAUUUUAGAUCUGCCUUAUGUAUGGGUCUAGGGUUCUAGGUUAAUUUCGUGCAGUUAUUGUCAUCGGUGAAUUAUGUAUACACAAAUCAUCUGUAAUUACUGAGUCAUGUACGUCAGUUACUUAUAUAUUGAAAGAAGUGCAUCAAGUUUUGGCCAA